Symsagittifera roscoffensis is the source of this 2167-nucleotide messenger RNA. RefSeq names its product deoxynucleoside triphosphate triphosphohydrolase SAMHD1-like. Gene Ontology annotation, biological process: dGTP catabolic process. Gene Ontology annotation, molecular function: dGTPase activity. The transcript has a single exon. Gene Ontology annotation, cellular component: nucleus. Bases 159 to 1895 code for a protein of 578 amino acids. Lineage: Eukaryota; Metazoa; Xenacoelomorpha; Acoela; Convolutidae. The record is from RefSeq and is a predicted model, not a curated record.
UAUGUUCUAAUCACGAAUUGAAGUACUUCAGAUAUUUAUUGAUUGAAUGUUUGAUAAUUUGACUGCUAUGCAGUGCAAUCUGUUUACUGCUGAAGCUAGAACAGAGAACGUUUUGCUGUUACUUAGAAUGAGAGGAAGUUCACUUUGUUUUUAUCGGCAUGCCAUUUAAGACCUUCAACGAUCCGAUCUAUGGGCCAAUAGACUUGGAUGUCAGAUUGGUAAGGCUCAUAGACACUGUUCAGUUCCAACGUCUGCACUAUUUGAGACAACUCGGAGUUGCUUACAGUGUUUACCCAGCAGCCUCACACACGAGAUUCGAGCACUCGAUCGGGACUUGUCAUCUUGCUGGCGAAUUGUUAGAGAGCCUGCUGAAAGUUGCGAAAGAGAAUGAACAAGUUAAACGAACGGAAACUGACGAAACUAUUGGGAUUGAAAACGAAAGUAUAACGGAUGAGCGGGAACGUUUGAUCAAGGUCGAAAGUCCUUUUAGUGACCGAGAUUCGGCUAUUGGGAUUGAAGUACAGAGUAACGAGCAGGAAUCUCCGAUCGAAAAUCAUGAUCAAGAUUCUAUUGAUGCCUGCAGCAUUGUAGACAUUUUAUCAGAUGACAAAGAUUUACUUUGUGUUAAAAUGGCUGCUUUGCUGCAUGACUUAGGCCAUGGUCCGUUUUCUCAUUUUUGGGAAAGUCUUAUUAAGACGCACAUAGAAAUACUCAACGAAAACAGCAGCAAACACGAAAUAAACGAAUUUGUUCAUGAAGAAAUGACUAUAAAUCUUAUCGAAAUGAUGUUGAAGGAGAAUCCAACCAUUCGAGAAGAGCUGGAGCUGAACGAAGAUGAUUUGGAAUUUGUUCACGAAUUAGUUUUAUCGAAUAAAAAACGAAAGUCAAGCAGAAGCAAAAAUCCUUUGAAAAAUUUCUUCUACGAAAUUGUAUCGAACAAGCAAAACGGAAUUGACGUUGAUAAAUGGGAUUACAUACGCCGCGACAGUCACCAUGUGGGAAUUAACACCAGUUUCGAGUUCAAAAGACUCCUGAAGCUCUGCAGGGCUGAUAAUACAUGCAGUGAUAAUAAAACUCACAUAUCGUGGCCCGAACGGGAAUUCGACAACGUAUUACAGAUGUUCGAACAACGGAAAAGAUUACAUAAAAAGGUGUACCAGCAUAGGGUCAUUAAGCCAAUAGAAAGACUGUACAUAGAACUCUUCAGAACUGCCAAUGAAUUUCUAAAAGUUCCUUCAAGUAUGGAUCCAGAUGUUUCACUGCCAAUUUUAGAAGCCCACAAGGAUCCGUAUACCUUCGUGAAUAUGACAGACGGUAUACUUCAGGCUAUCAAGUUGUUCAAUCAUCCUAAAGCUGAGAUCUGCAAAAGAAUUUUGCGUAAAAUUCAGCUGCGAGACAUUGGAAAAAUAGUCUGUGAAGCGAAUGUCGACGAGUUAAGCAGCUAUAAUAAAUCAUAUCUACGAGACCUGAGAAGGAAAUUCACUUCGUACUUGCAGCUCAAGUCUAUGAAUUUACAGGGCGAUCAAAUUCUGAAAAAAGACGAACUAGAUAUCCAGUUUUACAGGACUGUUCUGGAUUUUGGCAUGAAAGGACAGGAUAACCCGAUGAACUAUGUGUGGCUAUAUUCCAAAGACCAGAAUAGCCAGACUGAAAUGGCCAAAAAUCUGGAUUGGGAGUACUGGGAUAAAAUGACUCCGAAAAAAAUCAACGAAAACAAUGUAUUUCUAUCCGCAAACUGCGCAACGGUUGAGCAAGUAAAACGAGUGGAAGAAUUGUUUGUGGAUUUUUGUUCUGAAGAGAAAGGUAUAAAACCGGUGUCAACCUACGCUGUUGCGCGACAGCGUUCAAAGCAAGAGGGAAGUACAAGAAAAUUAUUUUUGGAUCAAGUGAUAUAAUUGUUGUUGAUAUUUAUUUAGUUUCCAAUUCACUAAUUCGUUUUUUUGGAGCCCAAUAUUUCUCUUCCGAUGAAAUGUAGUUGAAAUAGCUGAUUUACUCAUGCGUAAAUAUAAUGUUAGUAGAGAAAUUUUGUGUGCUCUGCGCUCAAACUUUGCUACUCAUUUGCAAAAUUCAAUUUCUCACUGAGUGAAAUUUAUCAGGUCAAUCAAUUGCAUAACUUCUUACUGACAGCAAUUGAGCGCUGCUAUGUAAAAGAGAGUUUACAAUAUCU